UUUACUAUAAAAGCCUCUCCAAGUUUGACGCAAUCUACAGAGGACAACAACGGCUGGCGACAACAUUCAAUUAAAAGUCGUGCUUCUCUCCGCUUCAUACAAAUGGCUUCUCCAACAGAACAUUUGGCUGCUCUACUCUUUUAUUCAAUCGACAUUGCUACUUGCACGUUUCCAGCAAUCGCGUUGCUCCUGUUUUCUGUAAUGAUCGUGGCUUGUUGCAAGAAGAAAAAGGAGGAAGUUCAGGCCGAGGAAGAGAGUCCAAAAAAGAAGAAACGAGACAAGGAGCGUAAGAAAGCAAAAGCUAAGCCGGAACCAGCAGGCGAGCCAGAGUGGAAGGUGGAAGAACAUCGAGAGGGACUCGGUGAGGGAGGGGCUUACCAAACGCUGGAUGACUUGAACUUGAACAAAGACAUAUUCUUGGAAGGAAAGCCAAACCAGCCGCCACAAGGACUCACAUUCAUGCAAGGAGGGAAGCCAAACCAGAUGCCUCGACAAGGAGGGAGGCCAAAUCAGAUGAUGCCACAAGCCGGUCGACAAACGGGGAGGCCAAUGCAAGCACCCGGUCCACCAUUUCAAGGAGGAGGAAGGCCAAGACAGACUCAAGUUGGUCCUCAAGAGAUAGAAGACGCACAUCGUGCUGGAGUUGGACAAGGACAAGACUAUCAGACGUGGAAUGCGUUGGACCAAAACGUUUUUGUCAACAAGAAUAAAGCGCCAUCUAAUCAAAUGACCAAAAAUGCGCCGACUAAUCAGAUGACCAAAAAUGAGGGAACUCCACGAGCAGGUAUUGGACAGGGUGCGGAUUAUCAAACGUGGAAUGCCUUGGAUCAGGUAGAGAGAGAUUUGUCAAGAGGAGUUGAUGUUUUUGCGGACAUUUCUUUCGGCUAACUUUCGCGGACAAAUUUUGCGGACAAAUUUUUACGAGUUAAAAAAAUCCGCAAAAAAUUUGCGGACAAAACAAAUCCGCAAAAUUUGUCCGCAAAAAUACCAACUCAUCUAACAAGUGCAUUUAAUUUUCUGACGUUGUCUAAUGCUUUUCUGUAUUUUUCAGAAUGUGUUUGUGAAGGGACGACGAUAAAUGCUCAACCAUUCUGCCUUGUUUGCCUAAAUCUCCCUAAAAGAACUUGAAUAGUCAGCUUGUUAAAUUGAUGUUUGAUAAAUUUAUGUAAAAUGUUUGUUGUAUAUUUUUGUUGUUUGUAUGUUUGUUUGUGUGUU
Messenger RNA from Meloidogyne enterolobii, 1215 nucleotides. The record is from the annotation of a GenBank genome assembly. Lineage: Eukaryota; Metazoa; Nematoda; Chromadorea; Rhabditida; Meloidogynidae.